CCAGAUUCAGCUUCCAUCCUCUCUCCUCUCUCUCUCUCUCUCUCUCUCUCUCUCUCUCUAUAGAACGUCUCUGCCUUUUUUCUUCGUAAAUUGCAGAUCAUCUUUGGUGUUUGUGCAUCUCGAUUUCCAUCGCUUUCGAUCCCUAUAUAUUUGGCAAAAAAAAAAAUACAUAUAUGUAGUCACAGUUUAUAUUGUUACUGUUUGAUCCGUGCCUUUUGUUUUGUUUUGUUUUGAUCUUGUUGAUCAAUUCUUAAUUUCUCUCAUGGAGUUUGGGAGAUUUGUUUGGCUUCAAAUCUUGUUGGUGUUCUUUUGCUUGUGUUUUUCAUCCAUAGAAGGAUACAAAUUCUAUGUUGGUGGGAAAGAUGGGUGGGUUGUGAACCCUUCUCAGAGCUACAGCCUCUGGGCUGAGAAAAACAGGUUCAAUAUCAAUGACACUCUACAUUUCAAAUACAAGAAAGGGUCAGACUCGGUGCUCGUCGUGAACAAAGACGACUACUUCAGCUGCAACACCCAAAACCCUAUUCAGAAACUCGACGGUGGCGACUCCGACUUCACCGUCGAUAGGUCUGGGCCUUUCUACUUUAUCAGUGGCCAAAAUGGUAAUUGUCAAAAGGGUCAGAAGCUUCUUGUUAUUGUCUUGGCCCCGAGGCAGCCCAAGCCACCAGUCCUCCCUCCUCCUCCUACUAGCCCUACCGCUCCUGGCCCUGGCCCUACCACUCCUACUAGCCCUACCGCUCCUCAGAAGCCCUACCACCCUCCUGCGGCGUCCCCACCACAAGGGCCCGGGCUACCCCCAGCUGGGGGCCCGGUCUCUCCAUCUCCAUCACCAGUGAUUACAACUCCUCCAUCUGCUUCACCAGGGCCAGGGUCAUCACAACCGUCGCCGUCGCCGUCAACUUCUAUGGUGCCAUCUCCGGCGUCAGGCUAUACUCCAACUACUUCUCCACCCGCACCGCCUCCGGAGGGGCUCGCACCUACUCCUUCUGGCGUGCCUGGGGGGCCCAUACUUGCUCCAUCUGGCGGGCCUGCGGGCCCCACACAGUCGGGAACUGUUACUUCUCCACCCGCACCGCCUCCGGAGGGGCUCGCACCUACACAUGCUCCAUCCGGCCAACCUGCGGGUGCUACACCUGCUCCAUCCGGCCAGCCUGCGGGCCCCACAUCGCCGGGAACUGCUUCUCCGCCACCAGGGUCCCAGGAGUCGACGGCCCCGUCAAAUAAUGGAGCGUUACAUGGAGUAGCGGCUCCUUCGAUUGUGUUGGUGUCUUUGGCUGUUGUUCUGGUUAGUGUGGCGCUCUCAUGAAGUGGAUUUGUGCAGGGUUGAAAUUAUGGGGGAAUAAAUAAAUAAAGUUAGUGUGAGGGGUUUAUUUAAUUUGGUGAUUUAUUGGGGGUUGUUUUGUUAAUUAGUUAAUUUUAUAUCAUUUUUCAUUUUAUACCUUAGAACUCGAUAGAGAAUUUGUUUCGAUCGGGUUAAUUCGUAUUUAUUCUAGUUUAAUAAUAUGAUUUAUCAUAGAAUUAUCGCUAUGAUUUUGGUUU
Molecule: messenger RNA, 1536 nt
Organism: Malus domestica (apple)
Lineage: Eukaryota; Viridiplantae; Streptophyta; Magnoliopsida; Rosales; Rosaceae
Product: early nodulin-like protein 3
Cellular component (GO): plasma membrane
Molecular function (GO): electron transfer activity
Source: RefSeq, a predicted model, not a curated record